This is a messenger RNA of Magallana angulata, 1910 nucleotides long. RefSeq names its product solute carrier family 22 member 5-like. Gene Ontology annotation, molecular function: transmembrane transporter activity. NCBI's taxonomy places the organism in Eukaryota, Metazoa, Mollusca, Bivalvia, Ostreida, Ostreidae. Bases 109 to 1803 code for a protein of 564 amino acids. Gene Ontology annotation, biological process: transmembrane transport. The transcript has 11 exons. Gene Ontology annotation, cellular component: membrane. The record is from RefSeq and is a predicted model, not a curated record.
UGUCUCUAGUAAGGUCAGUGCACAGAGAAUGAAGACAUCACAUAGUGUCAAUUUCUAAAGGCAUCAAACGUCGUGAUAUUUCUCAAUCUUUUGAGAUUUUGCUUGGAAAUGGAUUCGACCGAAAACACAAAUAAGCAAGCCACAAAGAAACUGGAUGACAAUUAUAUUUACGGCCGUUGGGGCAUCUAUCAAGUAGUCCAAGCUGCCAUUGUCUUCUACAACAUAUUGCCUACAGCAUUUCAGUUACUUAUCGGAGUUUUCAUUGGGUAUAGACCUUCCUUCCAGUGUUCAGCAAGCAGUGCUUUCGAAAAUGAAACCUUUACAAGAAACAACUCCUAUUAUGUUACUUAUGACAAAUGUCAUAUGAAAGUGUUUUAUAAUGACUCAAGUCAAAACAAAAUUACACUGGUCAAAGACAGUGCAUGUACUGAAGGGUAUCAGUACAGCCUUGACAAAUACAGUACCUAUGUCACAGAGAUGGAUCUUGUCUGCGACCAAGCGUAUCUUGGUGAGCUGGUGCAGACCCUUAUCAUGGCAGGACAGUUGUUUGGAGCAGCCAUUGCAUCGUCGCUCAGUGAUAGAUUUGGCAGAAAAACUGUUCUAUUGGCAUCUCAUCUAUUAACGUUAGCCUUUGGAUUUGGUGUGGCCUUUUCACCCAAUUAUAUGGUUCUGGCAAUCCUGAAAUUCAUACUUGGUGUUUUGCAACAGGGUAUGGUUGUGUCCAAUGCAGUGCUGGGAUUGGAGUUAUUUCCAGAAAAAACACGUUUCUACGGAGGAUCAGUAGGACUUUUCUUUUGGUCAACGGGACUGGUUUUAAUGGCUCCUAUAGCAUAUCUGAUGAGAAAUUACUCAUGGAGAUAUCUUCAAAUAGUUCUGACUUGUUUCUCGCUGUUUAGUCUAAUCCAAUUUUGGGUCCAAGACGAAUCAUUAAGGUGGCUGGCAGCAAACGGUAAAAUGGAAGCCGCUGAUAAGGUCAUACAAAAAGUGGCAAGAUGGAAUAAAAUUAAUUACGAGGAUCUUAAGAAAAUAGUUGAUAAAAGGAUGGCUGUCUUCGAAAAGGAGACCGAUGAUGUAGAUGCAAACAAACCGACGGCAGAGGAUACAAUACCAAGGGAGCUAAUUGUGGAAAAAUAUUCCAUUUUUACAAUUCUUAAGAAUAGAAACAUUUUGUUGAUAUCUAUGGUCAUGUGGUUUACAUGGGUGACCAAUACCGUAACCUAUUUUGGACUGACCUUGACAUCAACGUCUUUGGCGGGGGACCGAUUUCUUAAUUUUUUCCUGUCUUCAGUUGUUGAAUAUAUAGCAGUGAUAGUAGAGCAUUUAACAUUACUUUAUCUUGGUAGAAGAACAAGUACAAUCGUAUUUCAUGCUGUUUGCGGGGUGUCAUUAGCUUUAGCUACUUUGUUGAAUCAUUUUUCAGACGGUGAUAGCAGUAUACAGUUGGCCUCAGUUGUGAGUACAUUUGUUGGAAAAUCGGCCAUUACAGGAUCGUUCAGCAUUCUCUUCAUUUACACUCCAGAGUUAUAUCCAACAAACCUGAGAAAUGCAGGCAUCGGGUUUUCUUCAGCAUUUUCACGGCUAGGAGCUAUCAUUUCUCCUUUUGCGGGAACACUGGCCGAAGAAAUUCCUUGGGCUCCAGGAACUAUAUUUUCCGCAAUGUGUUUCAUAGUGACAUUCAUCAUCUUGUUUGUGCCGGAAACACGUGGUGUAGAACUUCCUCAGAAUCUACUGGAGGUAAAAGAGUGGUACAGUAAGAAUAGAGGCCUACAAAAUCAAAAUAAAAUUGAAACUACAAAGCUCUAGAUUUUGUCUACUUCUGUGUGUUUUGAAAAUCAAAACAUUGUAUAUACAUUGUUUAAAACUAAGAUUGUUUGUAAAUUGAUAUUUAAGACAAAUAAACGUUGCCUUAA